UUGAGAGUCCGUGAAAACCACAAGAGGGAGAUCUUUCAUACGGAGUUUUCUUUCCUUCACGCCAAGCAUGACCCCGUUUAAAGGCAGCCCUGGAGGUCAACGGGUCCAAACUCUAAGGUGUCCCUCAAGAUGGAUGUCAAAAAAAAGAACUUUUUUGAUAACUUCAAAAAUAAGUUCCCCAAGAAAAAGCCACAGAAGAAGUUGCUUGCCAAGCAGGGGAGGAAUCUGGCCCAUCGGCGCAGCCUUUCUGUUCCAGACUUAUCAUGUAUACCAAGUGAAGCAUGUUCCGCUGACAGUACUGAUGGUAACUACUUUGGCAUCUCUCCUGGCCUGAGUGAUUCUGAUUCAGUUGCAAGUUCCUCAUUGGGUGAGGGACCACUUGUCGCCGAUAAACUGAGUGAUUCAUUCCCAGAAACUACAUUCAGAGCUCCUCAUGUUUCUAAUCCAGCUGCAGCUUCUCAUAGAAUGAGCGCACCAGUGGAGGUACUUUAUGAGGAAGUUAAAGACACGACAAAUUUAAGCCGUGAGAAGAAAGUGAACUUCGUUCAUGAAGGCCUGUAUGCACAAGUGGAUAAAAGAGCUAGGAGGAAUGCGCAACAAUUUAUUUUUGAACCUACUCCUGCACCAAGACAUGUUUUCAACAGUGCACAAGCUCCUUCAUCAAGAACAGACCUGGUGGACAGAGCAAGUCUCUCUGGAGAGAGAGCAAGUCUCUCUGGCGAAGACCCCCCAACAGACAGAGUGAUUUCAGAGAGUGUUGCUGCAGCACUGGCCAGAGCAAACUCGAUGGGAGAGCAAACAAAUCCUUACGAAGAGAAAAAGACCACAUCUUUUGAGCAGAAAAGGCCAUCGGCUGAAAAAGGGUCUUUGGCAGCCAUCAGAGAAUAUACCUCUGUGGAUAGGAUGUCUCUGUCAUUAGAUACUCAGGGUCCUUUGGAGAAUGCAGAUGGCACUUCGUUGGCAUCAACAUGUGACUCCCCCAGUGAUGAGCAAGUCAACGUGUUCUGGACCACAGACUCCGAAGAAGUGGAGCGAGAACCCUUCACUCCCUUGAUAAUGAGAGAGCUCUCAGUGGACGAGGAGCACUUAGACGAAAGUGCGGAGAUGUCUUGUGAUUUGUUCGGGCCCCUUGAAGAAAAUAGCCAAGACGCUUUCGAAAGCCCCGAGCUUUUAGCAGGGGGUGAGAUCCAUGGACCCGCCCCAUUCCAGAGGUACCUCUUGAACAUCAACCUCAAGCAAGGAAGGAAUCUGGUCAUCAGAGACAAGCGUUCUGGUUCCAGUGAUCCUUAUGUGAAGUUCAAACUUGAAGGAAAGCAGUUCUACAAAAGCAAAGUGGUGUACAAAAACUUGAAUCCCCACUGGAACGAGUCCUUCUCCUAUCCUCUCCGAGACAAAGAUCAUGUUGUGGAAGUUCGAGUCUAUGAUAAAAACCGGACCUCUGAUGACUUCAUGGGGUCCAGCGCGAUUUCUGUGAAACAUCUUGACUUGUACAAAACCUAUGAAAUGGAGUUGCGUCUCGAUGAUCCAAAAAGUAAAGAAGACGACAUGGGAGUAAUUUUAGUUGAUGUCUGCUUAAUGUUUAGAGACGCCACCAUCAAAAAAGGCCCUAGAUGGCCUCAAAAGAAGAACAAGCAGAACCAGGCCACACCAUCGCCGCGCCAUGACCAACCCAAGAACCAGCUGAAGAACCAGAUGUGGAGCGGGGUGCUGAGAGUCACCUUGGUGGAGGGACAGAACAUGCCGCAGUACGGCCAGGGUGACGUCUACGUCCGCUUUCGCCUCGGCGAUCAGAAGUACAAGAGCAAGAACCUUUGCAUUCAGGCGAAUCCCCAGUGGAGAGAGCAGUUUGACUUCAAUCAUUUUGAAGAUAACCAGGAACCACUGCAGGUGGAGGUGUGCUCAAAGAGAGGGAGGAAGUGUGAAGAAUCAUGGGGCAUGUUUGAUGUUGACGUAUCGAGGCUUCCGCUUAAUGAAAAGCAGUACUACACGAAUGUGCUGAAUCCAGGAAAAGGCAAUCUGAUGUUUCUGGCCACCCUGAGACCCAGCUGGGGAAUCUCCGUCUCUGACAUUGAAUCUGCUACCUUGUCAAAACCUGAUGAGAGAGACACAGUGGUGGAGAGAUUUAACUUAAAGAAUUCUCACAAGUGUGUGGAAGAAGUUGGCUUCCUUCAGGUCAACGUUAUAAGGGCAAAUGAUCUUUCCUCAACAGACCUCAAUGGAAAAAGCAACCCCUUUUGUGUCGUUGAGCUCGGGAACUGCAAACUUCAUACCCACACAAUCUGCAAGACCCUAAAUCCAGAGUGGAACAAAGCCGUUACAUUCCCAAUUAAGGACAUUCAUGAUGUGAUAGAGUUGACUGUCCUUGAUGAAAAUGGAGACAAAACAAACUUUCUGGGGAAGGUGGCCAUUCCUUUACUGACUGUUCAGAAUGGCCAGCAGGUGUGUCUGCACUUGAAGAAGGAAGACUUGGGAAAUACAUCUAAAGGAACCAUCACACUGGUGAUGGAGGUCAUCUAUAAUAAAAUCAGAGCUGGUAUCAAAACAUUCCAGCCCAAAGAGGCAAAAUUGUCAGAGGAAAGCGUGAAGUUCUCCAAAAAGGUUCUUGCAGAGAAUAUAUAUCGGGUUCGAAAAAUCAGCACAGCAGUUCUGUACACGUUACAGUACAUUAAAAGCUGUGUUCAGUGGGAGAGCACGCAACGGAGUCUAAUAGCCUUUCUGAUCUUCCUUGUGACAGUGUGGAACUGGGAGCUCUUCAUGCUGCCCCUCUUCCUGCUCCUUCUCAUCGGCUGGAACUACUUCCAGCUCACGAAGGGAAAGGCCAGCUCCAACCAGGACCUGGUGAACAUGACCAUGGGUGAUGACGAAGAGGAAGACGAGAAGGAAGCCGCAAAAAAGGGUCUGAUGGAUAAGAUACAUAUGGUGCAGGAAGUAGUACUGGUUGUCCAGACCGCUUUGGAGGAACUCGCAAACAUUGGAGAGAGAGUCAAGAACAUAUUCAAUUGGUCUGUCCCGUUCUUGUCGUGCUUGGCCGGCUUGGUGCUGUUUGUGGCUGCAACGCUACUAUAUUUCAUCCCUCUGCGAUACAUUGUGCUGAUAUGGGGCGUUAACGUAUUUACCAAGAAGCUGCGCAACCCAUAUGCUAUUGACAAUAAUGAAAUACUGGAUUUCCUCAAGAGGGUGCCUUCUGAUGUUCAAAAGGUGCAGUACAGUGUGCGGAGAGCGCCCACCAGCCAGAACCAGCCUCGGAAGAAAAAGUAAGCUCCUCGGAACGCGCCGCGUGAACGGCUCGCCUCUUUUUAAAUGUGGUACGAUGCAGUCCACCUGACAACAAUGCUCCAGUGCCAGCGGAGCCCGUGACCCCGCGCAACCCCCCCACCACACCACCCUAACUCUGCCCCCUGCUGCUGAGGGGGCAGCCGGCCACUCUCCGGCUUGUGUGUUUGCCACCCCCCUGACAGGGGCUGUGAACUGCAGCGGCUAGGAGGGCAGCACAUGGCGCUGUCAAUCACGAGCUUGGAGGUAAAGAAAAGAGAACACUGCGAGGCUCAGCCUUCAUCUUUGGAUGUGAUUUAGAAAAGGAAUGAAAAAGGGUCGGGUGUAGCUUACCUAAGACGUCCGCUGUUUUAUUUAGGUUUUAUACUUUGGUGAAAUUGAGAAAUUUGCCUCAAGGUAAAGAUAACACAAGCUUAACAAUCCACUACGAUGUUUUUGCUUUAUAAGUACAUUGAUAUAAUUAAAGAUCAAAAGGUCAUUUGUAUUUUUAAAUAAUCAAGGAGAAAUAAUAUAUUUUUGUUGCACAUUUGAAAUAUUAGAAGAGUACUGAAUUUUACUAUUUUUGCAUUAAGGAUUUUGUGUAUAUAUAAUGUUGUCAGCUUUCUGAAUUUGAUCUCGGCAACAAAUAUAUAUUUAUGUCAUGUUUUUAUAUUAUUUUCAGCCGCCUUUUAUUAAUUACACGUUCACUGUAGAGAUUAGCGUGAAAAUUCUAUUUCUUUUUUUGUAUCAUCAAAUUGAGAGUUAGCAAGAAUCAUAAAUAAAGAACCUUGAUCAGUUUGA
Molecule: messenger RNA, 4053 nt
Organism: Mugil cephalus (flathead mullet)
Lineage: Eukaryota; Metazoa; Chordata; Actinopteri; Mugiliformes; Mugilidae
Gene: mctp2a
Product: multiple C2 domains, transmembrane 2a
Exons: 23
Coding region: 130-3258 (1042 amino acids)
Biological process (GO): regulation of neurotransmitter secretion
Cellular component (GO): synaptic vesicle membrane
Molecular function (GO): calcium ion binding
Source: RefSeq, a predicted model, not a curated record